UGAACAAGUGAGUGAACACGACAUUGGAAGAUCGGCUACUGGACGUCAAUGUGACGUCAUAUUCUGUCGCCUUACUCUCUUGACAGAAAUUCAAAACUACUGGCGGUAGAAAAUCUAUGUUUACCUUUUAUACAUUUUACCUUAGUAGUAUUCUCAAUAAUAAUUACAAAUGAUACAAAAUGUCGGAUUCUUUUUGCUGAAAUAACAUUCCCUGAUUGUUGGACGUUGUCUUACUGCCUACUGAUUUACUUUACUUUUCUGUUUUUAUUUGUAUAACGUGUACACUGACUGGAGUUUUCAGGGAAACUGCUUCACUUUGUUGAAUGCAAUGGCUCCUCUCAAAUUUGUCAUUAAGUGUGGGAACUUUGCUGUGCUGGUGGAUCUCUACGUCCUGCCCUUGGGCGGCCAAGAGGACGCCAGCUGGUUUACUACAAGCCACAUCGAGGAAGUUACAUCUCUGGUUCGUGAUGCUGUGGAUCAAAGAGUUAAGCAGUACACAGAGUCCUUCUAUAACAGAAGACAACCAAAACAUAAAAAGGAGCUGGCACCUGCCUCCGCCUUUAUCGUUAAAGGGAAAAACUUCAGCUUGGUUGCCAAUUUUCUGAAGCGUCACUUUAACCUCCGAUGUAUUGUCAAUCAGCUCACUGGUGAGUUGCAUGUGUUUCCCGAGCGCUACGUGGUGUGCGUAAGCCGUCCAGAGGGUGCUGCAGUGCACUAUGGAAAACUGAGCCCAACCACAACCGAGCUGAGCGAACAAAGCAGGUCAGAAUAUUUUUCCAGAGAGGGAGAAAUCCAAGAGUCUUUCAACUGCGCCGCAAAAAUAAAGAAGACUGCGCUUCAAAAGAUAGCCAAGAAAGCGAGUGUCCAGCAAGAUCACUGCGGUCUCAGUGGGGGGAAGCAGCAAAGAGACUGCGUCGAAGAGUCAGGAAGAAGCUUGAAAGAAAGUGCGUCCAACCAUGGCGGGACGACCCCUUCAAAUAUAGAGCAGCAGGUACCGGGCUCUCAGAACGAGGGCUGGGCCAAUCAGCAGCCGCCUUCUAAUUGUCCUCCACAAAGCAUCAACCCAAACUUGGCCUCAGUAGGCAUCUGCCCACGGGAAACCAGUCCCAGACCCAGGCAGAGCAAGAGGUCUAAGCCCAGCGAUGCAGGAGAAGACACUCGCCCACAGAAGGCCAAGAGGACGGACCUCCAGAAACCUUCAGCCACAGUGCAAACUCAGUCCACUGAGUGCAUCACGCAAAUAUCCAAACAGGACCUUCUUCCUCUGACGCCCCUUCCUCCAGACGAAACAGAGGCUGCGUCCAAGGCUUUCCCAGUCUCCGAGUACAAGAAAACCACAGUGGAAGUGGAGCUGCUUACUCCAGGGAAACGGGACCAGAGGCUCCCCCUCACAAGGAAUAACACAGCACAGACGAACCAAAACAAGCUGGCCACAAGUCUGAGGGGCCUAUCUGUCAAGCUCGCAUCCUCAGGCUCCUCUAUUGGUUCCAGAUCCACAGGCGGGGAGGAGGGAAGUCAGAAUGUGCCCAGAACCUCCAGAUUACGACGACUGAAGAGGUCCUGAGGGGGGACAGACGAGCUACACUAAAGAUGCCUGACGCCAUAGAGAUAGAUGUGAAAUUGUGUCAGCACACACACACACACACACACACCGCUUACGACAAUUACUAUUCUUCUCACACAAAGCCACACAUGCUGGCCCAUUACGGAACACAUAAUUGAUACAUGAGCCUUUUGAGUUAUGUUUUGUCAAAUACUUGAAACAGACUGCCUCCACCCAUAAGUAGUGGUGGUCAAGAGAGGCUUGCAAGUGAAAGGCAAAAACCCUUAAUUGGAGUUUAGACUCGGGUUUUGUGUUAAAGAUCGGGGAUUUCAGACAGGCAGGAGCCAUGCAGUACGUCAUGGCUUUCAGUCUGAAAUCCUGGCUCCUACGUGUCUGAAAACUGUCCACUUUCUCUGCUGAGGCUCUGCUGUGAUUGAUGGCUGUUUUUCCAGAUCAGUUUUUUUGAAAAACUUUUCAUUUAUACACCAUUUUCAUUCAUAUAUAAAUCUGUACUUCCUAAAACAAACAAGACCAGUCUUAAAAUGUCUUGACAGCCAGCGUCCACUACAGUGGACAUAUGUGUUUUACACAACAGGGCUUUUUUCCCCAAAAAUGUGGACAUUGUUUUGUUUUUUUUUGGUCAAUUGUCCACUGCGGUGGACAUUUGGCUAAAUGCCAAAGUCAACUGCAGAGGAAAAUAUUUCCUUUUUUCCUUACACAUUGCUGUGCAGAGUAUGCAAUGUCUUGUACUGAAAUAUGGGCAGUUUGAUUUGGAAGUAGCUAGAACUAGCAGCGAGAUGACACCCUCACACCAGCCUGUCAGGGUUUCAUCACAUUGGCAAUGAUCCCUGCAGCCCAACAAUAUCCAAUAAGGACUCCUAGUCUCAUUCAAGUGCCUUGAUGCUCCUUCAUGACAUGUCACCCCAUAAUAUACUUUUAAUAAACCUCGGUUUUACUGAAUGAUGGUUUAUGAUCGGAAUAAAUCCGUUUUCCCAGGAAAGAAAUGUCUCCGCAUCUUUGACAGGCACAUAAAUUGCCUUUUCGUCAUUCGGAAGAAAGCGUGGUGAUAUAUGAUGAUCCGCCUAAUAUCUGACACACACACGCACACACACACACACACACACACACACACACACACACACACACACACACACACACACACACACACACACACACACGCAGUACAGAAGCCUAACGCUCCAAGAACUUUGACAGUAAAUGUCUGUCCAACGACACCAACCAACAGAUCUGUGGCUUCCUCAGAAGGUGCUUACGUAAUCAAAGCUGAGUAACACGCAGCAGCCGAAUGGGAGAAAGAACCAAGUUGUAAAAAAGGUGGUGACAAUCCAUUUAAUCCACAAUCUGCAGAGGAACUUUGUCACCUCUGUUACAACACAGUAAUACCUCGCUUGUAACUUGUAAUCCCUUCCAAAAGAUCUGACGAAUAUCAUGGAUUUAAUGUUCCAAUCUGUUCCAGACGUCCAAAGAUAUGAACACAUUUAGGAGCCAAUAACACAUGAUUGAAACAAAGAAAAAUACAAAUAUAUCGUUUUUUUCCCAGACGCUUUAAACCCUGCGGCCUAUAAAACAGUGCAGGUAAUUUAUGGAUGUUUCUUCACUAAUGGCCAUUAUGUUUUGUAUUCAACACCAACCGAGACAUUGAAAAGCUGUGUUGUUGUUGGUACUAUGGCGCCAUCUUUUGGACAAGUUCGCUCACUGCAGGUGCCGCCGGUUGAAAAUGCAUUUCCUGUUUUGUUCCUUGAAUUUGCUAUUCGCCUAUAGCGUUUCUGCUCGAAAGGAUUCUUCAUCACUCCAAACAACAUUUGUGAGUUUUACAAUACAGCUAAAACAAUUCAUACUUACUAACCUGUCCCAUGUGUGAUGUCGGUACCAGUGUUUUCAUGCAUAUUUGUACGUGCUAUUGUAAAGUAAUCAAGCUAGCGUUGUUAGCUUGAGCUAACAUGUUGUGUCUGUUUAGCUGUUUAAAGUUAAAGUACCAAUGAUUGUCACACACACACACUAGGUGUGGUGAAAUGUGUCCUCUGCAUUGGACCCAUCCCCUUGUUCACCCCCUGGGAGGUGAGGGGAGCAGUGAGCAGCAGCGGCGGCCGCGCCCGGGAAUACUUUUUGUUGAUUUAACCCCCAAUUCCAACCCUUGAUGCUGAGUGCCAAGCAGGGAGGUAAUGGGUCCCAUUUUUUAUAGUCUUUGGUAUGACUCGGCCGGGGUUUGAACUCACAACCUACCCAUCUCAGGGCGGACACUCUAACCUUCCACAGCCAUGAGGAUGACUUCUGUUUUGCUUGAUCAGCCGUUUUACUGCCGUGUGACAUUUUUUUGGAAACAUUUAAGGUAUGUAAAUAAACAUUU
This is a messenger RNA of Nerophis lumbriciformis (worm pipefish), 3911 nucleotides long. RefSeq names its product SLX4 interacting protein (gene slx4ip). Lineage: Eukaryota; Metazoa; Chordata; Actinopteri; Syngnathiformes; Syngnathidae. The record is from RefSeq and is a predicted model, not a curated record.